Molecule: messenger RNA, 1401 nt
Organism: Entamoeba dispar SAW760
Lineage: Eukaryota; Evosea; Mastigamoebida; Endamoebidae
Exons: 1
Coding region: 1-1401 (466 amino acids)
Source: RefSeq, a predicted model, not a curated record
AUGAUAAAUAAUGUGAAAAGACAACUUCUUGAGUUGAAAGAGGCAAUAAAGAAAGGGCAGUCUCAGGUUGAUGAAGAAAUCGAAAGUUCAAUUGAAGGGAGAGCUGAAAAUACUGAAGUUAUUAUUGAACAAAAAAUAAAAGGAAUUGAAGAGAUGAAAAGGGUUAUUGAAGAGUGUGAAAACGUUAUUCAUGAAGCAAAGGAGAUGAUACAAAAAGAGGAAUUUAAUUGUUUUGUUAUGAAAAACAAGAAAGAAGAAGAACUUUCCAAAGAAGAAGAGUUGAACAAAAUAAAAGGAUAUGCCCAAAGUCUUAAAAGAAAAGAAAUUCAUGAAGAGUUUGAGGACUAUGACGAGUUUGUGAUUGAACAAAAUAAAGACAGAAAAAAAGAAGAAGAAAAAAUUUUGGUUAAUCAACUUCAAAAUGAUUUGAUUGAACAAGCACUUACAAAGUUACAAGAAUGGAGUAAUAAAAAUGAGGUUCAUGUUUUAUUUGAUAGUGAUUUAAAUGAAUGGAAUGAGUGCCAAAGUACAGAACUAUUUAAUGGACCAAGUAUAUUUCUAUUUAUAUUUGAUGAAAAUAAAAAUGCCUUUGGGUGGUAUUUUCCACAAGGGAUAAAUGAGAAUGGAACUGGAGAAUAUCAAGAAUGUUAUCUACAAAAUGGAACAGAAAAAGUUUUUGAAAUACAUAAAAUAAAAGAAAAAGAAAUUAAGGUUGGUAGAGGUGAUUGUGUUAUUGAAAUAAAACAAGGAAAUAAUAUCGAAACACAAAUAAACUAUAACUCAACUAAGAAAAUAAUGUCUUAUUGUUAUGAAUCAAUGUUUAGUGUAGAGCGUAUUAUUUGUAUUCAAAUGUUGUGUGAUGAAUGUUUAGAUGUUAUACAAGAUAACUUAGAACAGUUACAAGAAUGGAGUGGAUUAUAUGAAUGUAGUAGAUUAUAUGAUACAUUAGAAGAUGGUGAAAAUGAAGGAGAAAUGAAGGAAAGAAUAAAUGGAGAGAGUAAUAUAUUUAUUAUUUGUAUAGAUGAAUAUGGAAAUGUGUUUGGAUGUUUUAUUGAAGCAGAGGUAGAAGAUACAUUACUUCUAAAUUCAAGAAAUCACUUUUUAUUUGCAUUUGAUAAUACUGAAGAUUUAAGUGGACAUCCUCAUCAAUGGAAAAUGAAAAAAGAGAGAUUGGGGAAGUUAGUUUUAGGAGAUAAUGAUAUGUUGUUUUCAUGUGGUGAUGAUGUUUCUCCAUUUGGAAUGUUAAUAAUUUUUAAAACUUCAUUUAGAAGUAGUUUUUGUGCAAGUCUAUCUAAUGUGUAUGAAUAUAUUAAAGAUGAUGAUUUAAAUGGUACAUGUUUUAAUGAUGAAAGGAGAGACACUUUUAAAGUACAACGAGUUAUUGUACUUAAAAUGAAUUAA